Molecule: messenger RNA, 678 nt
Organism: Schistocerca americana (American grasshopper)
Lineage: Eukaryota; Metazoa; Arthropoda; Insecta; Orthoptera; Acrididae
Product: YLP motif-containing protein 1-like
Exons: 4
Coding region: 1-678 (225 amino acids)
Source: RefSeq, a predicted model, not a curated record
AUGAACGAGUCUGCGGACGUCGAGCAGCGAGCAGCAGACAUCCACACACCAUCGGUGCAGCCUUUAACAACUAUACCAGCACCACCAUGGGUUGGUCCAGGGCUUUCUUCUUCUGGUGCUCAUGCACCUGUUGUGUGUGCUUACCCUUCUGCAUCAGAUUUACAUUUGCAAUUGAGACAGUCAUACGUCCACCAAAUCGUGGAAGAGUUGGAGGCAGAGGUUCAACAGCAGCAGCAGCAGCAGAAAUAUCCUCAUUUGGUCCGCGGCGGGUUCCAGCCGCGCCUUCCGACUUCGCUGCCGCCCCCAGGACAGCAGCAGCAGCCGUCGCCGCUACCACGCCGACAGCCCGUCCCGUUGAUGCCUCCCGCGCAGCUUCAUCCGGGAGCGCCCCAGGUGGUCGCUCCGGCGCCUGCGGUCCCUCUUCCGUCGCCACCGCCUUCGGAGCUGAUGGACGUCGACCCCUCAGCCGGGCCGCCUUCCCCAGCGGUGGCUGUGCAGCCUGUCCUGCAGCCGCUUUCCUUGGGCACCCCCAAGGAGUCUGACACCGCAGCGCCUUGUCCGGCGCCCACUCAGCAGCCGUCGACGCAGCGUCAGGAGACGCUGCCUCUCUUCUUCGGUCCGACCACAAGCAACGGUGCACGCAGGCCAGGCGGUGGCACGCUACAAGACGAGAGAUAG